Messenger RNA from Aureobasidium musti, 955 nucleotides. The record is from the annotation of a GenBank genome assembly. NCBI's taxonomy places the organism in Eukaryota, Fungi, Ascomycota, Dothideomycetes, Dothideales, Saccotheciaceae.
CAUGUGUAUCGCCUUGCUUACGACUGCCCAUCCCGACUACCCGUUCAUUUUGUUGAACAACCGCGAUGAAUUCUUGACGCGUCCAACUGCAAAAGCCGCUUUCUGGCCUUCUCCCAAUGAUCAUGUCCUCGGAGGUCGUGACUUGCAACGUCCUGAGCAAGGCACAUGGCUAGGUCUCACCAAAGAGGGUCGUCUAGCUUGUCUUACCAACUUUCGCGAGUCUGGCGCACAGGUAUAUGGCGCAAAGUCGCGAGGAGGUCUGCCCAAAGCGUUCCUCUCACUGCCUCCUCAGAGCACUCAGUCUUCCCAAGAAUUUGCACGACACAUGGUUGAAGAUGUUGGCGUAAGUGAUGUUGGGGGCUUCAGUCUCGUCUUCGGUAGGUUGAGUAAGAUAAACAUCGGGGCACAGGACGGUGAAGGGCUUGCAAUCAUCUCGAAUCGCACGGAAGAUGCAUCAGCUACUGCCUGGGUUUGUGGGAAGCCUGGUGAGGUUCAAGGCCUGAGCAAUUCACACUUUGGUGACAGAACAUGGCCCAAGGUCGUUGAAGGAGAGAAGCGACUGCAGAGUGCAAUUCAGGAGCAUGUCACAACAGGCUCGACCAAAGAUGGUCUGCUCAACUCCUUGUUUGAUAUCCUGAGUACGGACACUUUACCUCGUCGCAAGCACGGCCAAGAUUGGGAGACAUAUGUCUAUCAACUACGCAACAGUAUUUUCAUCCCACGCAUCGGAGGUGAACAGGUGGAUGAUUCUUCUGCAGAUAAAAUUGCUGCCGCCGAUGUAGGUCAUGCCGCAAAGACUGACACUGGGGUCUACGGCACCCAGAAGCAAACAGUCAUUCUCGUCGAUCAUGAUGGAAAGGUCACUUAUGUUGAGAAGACACUGUACGACGAAAAUGGGCACCCGACAGACAACGAUGUUCAGCAUUACGAGUUUAAAAUUGAAGGCUGGAAUGAU